CUCGCGCCAGUUUUCGCAGUAGUACUUGCUUGUGGUGCAGCGCGUGCAUCCGAACCAAGGAAUAAGAUAUAUUUUUAAAAAAAGUUAAAACGUCCAGUUGUAAUUCAUUCCACAUUCUGUGUGGAGUUCACGUGUUCGGGUGUCUGAAUCUUGUUGUGGCUGAAAAAAAUGGCACCGAAGGAUUACGCGACGGAGAAAGAGAAAUGUAAGCGCUUCCUGCAGGAGUUCUACACUGAAGAUGACUCUGGAAAAAAGGUCUUCAAAUAUGGAGCUCAGUUGGUGUCUUUGGCUCACAGAGAGCAGGUGGCGUUGGUGGUGGACCUGGACGAUGUGGCAGAGGAGGACCCGGAGCUGGUGGAAAGCAUUUGCGAGAACACCAAGCGAUACAUCGCACUGUUCUCUGAUUCCGUGCAAGAGCUGCUGCCCGAAUACCGAGAGCGUGAGGUGGUGGCUAAAGAUGCGCUUGAUGUUUACAUCGAGCACCGUCUGAUGAUGGAGGGAAGAGGUCGUGACCCUGCUGACACCCGUGAUCCGAGGAACCAGUACCCUGCUGAGCUCAUGAGAAGAUUUGAGCUGUAUUUCCGCCCCCCUUCCUCCGCUAAGCUAAAGGUCAUCAGGGACGUUAAAGCGGACUCCAUCGGCAAGCUUGUGACAGUCCGGGGCAUAGUUACCAGGGCGUCGGAGGUCAAACCCAUGAUGGCAGUUGCCACCUAUACAUGUGACCAGUGUGGUGCAGAGACUUACCAACCGAUCGCAUCUCCAAGUUUCACACCGUUGAUCAUGUGUCCGAGCCAGGAGUGUAUGACCAACAGGUCGGGAGGACGUCUGUACUUACAGACGCGAGGCUCAAAGUUUGUAAAGUUUCAGGAGCUGCGCAUCCAGGAGCAUAGUGAGCAAGUGCCAGUCGGUAAUAUCCCACGCAGCAUGACCGUUUCCGUGCGUGGGGAAAACACACGUGCAGCUCAGCCUGGAGAUCAUGUGACCAUUUCUGGAGUUUUCCUUCCGCUUCUACGAACUGGAUUCAGACAGGCCGUACAGGGUCUGUUAUCAGAGACGUAUCUGGAGGCACACAGUAUUACCCUGAUGAAUAAGACUGAGGAUGAUGAACUUGGGCUGGAGGAGCUUACUGAUGAAGAGCUCAGACAGAUCACAGAGGAAGAUUUCUAUGAGAAACUGGCCGGUUCAAUUGCGCCAGAGAUCUAUGGUCAUGAGGACGUGAAGAAGGCGCUGCUGUUGCUGCUUGUGGGUGGGGUUGAGCAGAACCCGCGCGGCAUGAAGAUCAGGGGUAACAUUAAUAUCUGUCUGAUGGGAGAUCCCGGUGUGGCCAAAUCUCAGCUGCUGUCUUACAUCGAUCGCCUGGCACCGCGCAGUCAGUACACCACUGGUCGUGGCUCGUCAGGUGUGGGUUUGACGGCAGCAGUGAUGCGUGAUCCUGUUACUGGGGAGAUGACGUUAGAGGGUGGGGCUCUGGUGCUGGCCGAUCUAGGUGUGUGUUGCAUCGAUGAGUUUGAUAAGAUGGCCGAUGCGGAUCGAACCGCCAUCCAUGAGGUCAUGGAGCAGCAGACUAUCUCCAUAGCCAAGGCGGGGAUCAUGACGUCUCUAAACGCCCGCUGCUCCAUCUUGGCGGCCGCCAACCCUGCAUUUGGACGCUACAAUCCACGGAAAACUAUCGAGCAAAACAUCCAGCUUCCAGCAGCACUGCUUUCACGUUUUGACCUGCUUUGGCUCAUCCAGGACAAACCGGACACCCAGAAAGAUCUGCAGCUCGCACAGCACAUCACACACGUCCACCAGCACUGCAAACAGCCACCUGCGCACUAUACACCUAUCGACAUGAAGCUCAUGAGACGAUACAUCAGUAAGUGUAAGAAAAAGCAGCCCGUUAUCCCUGAGGGCCUGACUGAUUACAUCACAGCUGCGUAUGUGGAGAUGAGGAAGGAGGCACGAGUCAGCAAGGAUACCACCUUUACCUCUGCUCGUACCCUACUAUCCAUUCUGCGCCUGUCCACAGCCUUGGCACGGCUCCGUGUGGUGGACACAGUAGAGAAGGAGGAUGUAAACGAAGCAAUGAGGCUGAUGGAGAUGAGCAAAGACUCGCUGCAGCCUGAUAAGUCGACCGCCACCAGGUCUCAGCGUCCUGCUGAUGUGAUCUUUUCCCUGGUGCGCGAGCUGGUCUCGGAAGGUGGAAAGGUGCGAGCAGUGCGCAUGGCUGAUGCAGAACACCGGUGUGUGUCCCGUGGUUUUACUCCAGCCCAGUUUAACUCUGCACUCCAGGAGUAUGAAGAGCUCAAUGUGUGGCAAAUCAACAACACGCGCACACGUAUCACCUUUGUUUAAUCUGCUUGCACACACACGUACACGAACGCACACAUGCCUCUGCGAAACCAUUUAACAUGCUGCUAUGCAUGUUUUGCUUUAGCUUAUUGCUAUUGGACAUUUAUGGUUUUCCUCUUUCUGAUGUAUACUAUUUAGAGUUUGUUUUAUCCUGUACAUAUGAUAUGCUUAAUAAAGCUUUACAUAUGAA
Messenger RNA from Clarias gariepinus (North African catfish), 2524 nucleotides. It is a transcript of the gene mcm7, whose product is annotated as minichromosome maintenance complex component 7. Gene Ontology annotation, molecular function: ATP hydrolysis activity; single-stranded DNA helicase activity; single-stranded DNA binding. The transcript has 15 exons. Gene Ontology annotation, biological process: double-strand break repair via break-induced replication; DNA strand elongation involved in DNA replication; DNA replication. The record is from RefSeq and is a predicted model, not a curated record. Gene Ontology annotation, cellular component: nucleus; MCM complex. Bases 169 to 2337 code for a protein of 722 amino acids. Lineage: Eukaryota; Metazoa; Chordata; Actinopteri; Siluriformes; Clariidae.